Triplophysa dalaica is the source of this 4270-nucleotide messenger RNA. RefSeq names its product egl-9 family hypoxia-inducible factor 2 (gene egln2). Gene Ontology annotation, biological process: peptidyl-proline hydroxylation to 4-hydroxy-L-proline; cellular response to hypoxia. The record is from RefSeq and is a predicted model, not a curated record. NCBI's taxonomy places the organism in Eukaryota, Metazoa, Chordata, Actinopteri, Cypriniformes, Nemacheilidae. Gene Ontology annotation, cellular component: cytoplasm; nucleus. The transcript has 6 exons. Bases 309 to 1766 code for a protein of 485 amino acids. Gene Ontology annotation, molecular function: L-ascorbic acid binding; peptidyl-proline 4-dioxygenase activity; ferrous iron binding.
CAGCACGCAGUUGGAACUGAUACGAUGGGUACUUUUUGUUCCGCAAGAAUUGGAAGGGCAGAUAUUGCGGUGUUUUGUAUCAUGGUUCCCAUAAACACAACAUUAUAAAUAGCGUUAUUUUGUCAAAUCAGCGGGCAAAGGACCUGGUUUAGAGAACCCCGGAAAUUCAAUAUGAUCGGGGCUGGUCAUUUAUAAUGCCUUUAUCGCGUAAAGGUCAAAUAUCUGGAUCUGUGCUUCACUGUCAAAGUUUGUGAGGCUCGUGCUAAUAGCGCCGCCGGCAGGCAUGCGCUGUGAGGAUCUUGCAGAAAAUGUGGAUUGGACGUGAGCUACGUGCGUCUUCGAGGGUAGACGAGAUGACAUGGAGGGGCUGGAAAACUGACCUUAUAAAUGCAAGCGGGACCGAGAGUAUCCGUUCAGUCACGAAUUGCUGUCCGGAGUCUCCCGCCGUGAGUAAAAUGGGUCUCAACGCGACCACGCCGGAGGACCUGCGAGUCGGUCAUGUGUCUGGGAUAACAGUCCUCAAGAAAGAGAGCAAAAGCGGUUUGCCCUUGUAUAAUGGUGAAGGAUUGGAGUCCUCUACAACUGAAGGAAGUUUUCAUGAAGUCCCAGCACAUCAAAACGGACCGGUGGAGACCCCAAAGGUGGUCUCUGCGGGACAUGCGGAUAGGAGUGUAUUGCCUGGGAAGAGACCCUGUGGAGAUGUGAGGUCAAGACCGGUCCAGCAUCAGAGGAGAAAAGAUGAGAACAGAGAUUCGGGGUUAGGUAGUAGCCAUGGAACGGUGGAGGGAUGUAGUGGUACUUCGGACACGUCCCAAGGAGCGGGCACAUCUUCGCUGGAAUGCAAAAGGAGGAGGCUUGAAAUGGACCCCAAAACUGACACUAGCAAAAGCACACGGACCAUUGCACCCCUUGCGUCCAAUCACCAACACAAUAACUGCACUUCUAAUUGGGUUCAUCAUAAUGGGCACAAAGUUGCAGCGAACCCCGCACACCCAGGACAAGAGAAGCAGGCUGAGGUGCAGUCCAGGCCACCCGUGCCCUCCAGCGCGGGUUUGUCUCCAGAACAAGUUGCUCAGCAGUACAUAGUUCCCUGUAUGAAGUUUUACGGCAUUUGUGUUAAAGACAGCUUUCUGGGCCCUCGCUUGGGGUAUAAAGUUUUGGAGGAGGUGGAGACUCUAAAUCGCGGCGGGAAAUUUCGAGGUGGCCAGCUGGUGAGCCAAAAGAGCAUACCCUCUAUGAACAUCCGUGGAGACCAGAUAGCAUGGGUUGAAGGGAACGAACCGGGGUGCGAGAACAUCGGCUGCCUCAUGGCUCACAUCGAUGAGGCAAUAAUGCGCAGUGCUGCCAAUGGACAGCUCGGAAAUCGCGUCAUAAACGGCCGAACCAAGGCCAUGGUGGCGUGUUACCCCGGCAACGGAACAGGAUACGUGAGGCAUGUGGACAAUCCCAACAGCGACGGGCGAUGCAUAACCUGCAUCUACUACCUGAACAAGGACUGGGACGUAAAGGUUCAGGGAGGUUUAUUGCAGCUCUACCCCGAGGGGCGUAAUGUUGUGGCUAACAUCGAGCCUUCUUUUGACCGGCUGCUCAUUUUCUGGUCGGACCGGCGAAACCCACAUGAGGUCAAACCAGCUUUUGCCACACGCUACGCUAUCACUGUUUGGUACUUCGAUGCAAAAGAACGAGCAGAAGCUAAAGAAAAAUACAGACUUGCUACAGGACAAAAGGGAGUUAAGGUGCCUGUCACACAGAGCAACAUGACUUGAAUACCAGCCAGCCAAACUCAGAAACUCUACUGUUCUUGUGUCCUCCAACACAUGCUGCUGCACGAUUGGCCGUUUCAAGAGAUGCAAGAAGCCUGAGAACCAUAGCUGCAUCCAUGGCCUAAACACAGCCAACCGGAGAAUUUUGAUUUGAUGGAUCCACUGAGUUUACACAAAAUUGUUUAUGAAUGAAGACCACUAACUAAUCUCAAUCCAGCCUGAGGUCACGGCUCUAAAAGGCUGAUGGGAAUUACAGACUUUCAUCAUCCUGUGGAACGCCAGUUGAAGAAAAGUCACACUUUUACAAUGGAGAAACAAGCCACCUACACGUUAACCAACGUAUGGAGGCCAUUUACAAAACCAGAGUUUUGAAUAAGUACAGUUUUUUUCUACCAUUAGUUCUAAUAAUUAGUCAAAUCGGAAAGCCCGCCCUGCUUUUCCCAACAUUGCAUCCCUGUGUGUGAAUGGGUUUCAUAAACCUUUCAGGUGGUCUUUGCACUUGCUCAGAUCGACGGGAAAUUAACGUGUGAGACCAGCGGACGUGUCAUAUCCUGUUCAACUCCAUGAAUGUGUAACUGGCUUAAAGUUCUUACUCCAAGCAAAGCUACAGCACUGAGAUAAAAUAACAUUGUACAGCAAUGCACUGCUAUGAUUGGCUGUUUUAGGCUUUGAGCGUUCGGGAACAUUAAAGGGUGAAUUAAUAAAAAAAAUGGAAUGACGCCCUUAAAUAGUGUUGCAUUUGCUUUGUUUUAACAAUUAUGCAAAUUUGGUAAUGCCACGAGCCUGCCCACAAAAGUGUGGAACCCAAUAUGCGCUACAAUUAUCCAGCCUUCAGUAUAGUCUUCUAUCCACCAUUCCAAUCCAUCAGUGUCAGUUUAACGUCAAUGAGAUGUUGGACUCAGUUCAACAUUCACAACGUUGGGGAUAUUUCAGAUUGGUUGGAAAUGGAAAUCAAAUUGCAUAUAGCAGACAACUUAAUGACUUCAUGUCAAGUUGUCCUCAGUAUUUUGCGCCACGUGUUCCUAUUAGACGUAAUCCUUGACGUUGAAGUGAGGUUGCCUGAUGUCUCAACCUAUAUUUAACCAAAAAUCAACUGCUUAACGUGUUAUGCUGACCUGCUGCUCCGAAAAUGUCUACACAGCCUGACUGAAUAUAAACAAGUGAUGCUUUUCUCUAUCAUUUAACGCAUUAUCGCUCUAAUCCUCACUAGUUUCAGCGGUGGCCCGUCCUCAAUUGAUAACAUGACAAAACAGGGUGUUUGUGACCUUUUCUAAUCUUUGUAUGUAUGUAUAGUAGUGAAGAGGACAUCUCUUCAAGGCUUGCCUGUGACAGUGUUUCUGUAUACUCGAUCCCUCUCUCUCACACAGUUUAUAUACUGCUGCGCGCUAGCUCGGCUAGCUUAUGUUUCUUUGUGUAUAGGGAUGCACUUAACUGAAUCACUUUAAAAAAAAAGAGCUGACAAUCUCAUUCUCGCCUCAGUGAGGUCCUACACAGAAAAUAAAGAAACUCUGAUGAAUAGAGGGCUCUCUACAAAUGAUGGCGACGUUUGGAAACUCGCUUUACCAGGUGUCCACGUGCACUACAUUCGGCUGUGUUCAGAAUGGAAUACUAGCAUACUGCAGAGUGUACGGUAAAUCCUGCAUAGUGGUUUGAAAGGAACACACGCAUGUGACAUGAUGAUAGCAUUUUAAAAAGACUGACUGACAUUAGUUCCAAUUCAUCACAUUGGAAAUGGAAAGUCAAGCGCAAUGCAUUGUGGGAUACAAUAAUUCCCACAGUGUGCUCUUCUGUUUACUCCCCAUUUUGGAAAAGGUGGCUGCAUCCAUAGAACGGCAUACUAUGCACAAUGUACAUACUUUUUACAGCAAAUAUAGUAAAAAUGGUUUAGUAGUAUGCUUUUCCGAACACAGCCACAGUCUGAAAACUGGGAGCCUCUUGACAGAAGAAAUAUGCAAAAAACAGCACAGAUCAGGUCCCAGCAUUUUUUUUUUAAACCAGGGAAACAACUGGACCUUUUUUCCUCACAGCAUACUAUGAGAGAGUAUUGAGCGGACCUCUGCUGUGUUUGAGUCCCACUGGCAGCCAGAGGAAGUAAAGCACUUUAUUAUAUUGAAUGCGUGAAAUUUGAAUGAGCGAGUGAAACUAGCUCAUGCUUCGUGCUGUUUAACAGUGUGAGACUUAAAUCAACUGAGAACAAAAAAGAUGUUUGCUUAACCUUUCUGAGUUUUACAGUAUUUCAUUAAAAUGUGUUGGAUUUUGUAAAGCCGACCUCUGCGUUCUUGUUCCAUUUCACUUAUUUAGACUUUAGUAUUUAAUUUCAUUCUCAGGAAAUUAUGUUAUUUGUGAAAGAAAAUGAUUUACAACUAGGGGUCAAAACCAAAUUUUGGUUCUUGAAGCAAAAGCAGUGAUUUGAUGUUCUGUUAAUGUUACACCUAAAUCUGUUACAACCUUGUCGCAUCUUAACAUUUUGAGAAGUUAACUGAAUAAAAUAAGGUAGUUUCACAAAG